CAAGACCUGAGAGACAAACCUAAGAGUCUUUUCUCUGUCUUAGAUUUUUUGGAGUCUGGAAGGACACAUUUUGGUUAUUCUGUGGGAAACCAGGCUGUGGUUGUCAACAGAGAGAAGAAUACAGUAUAUCCAUGGUUUGGUGUGUCAGUACAGAUCAUGAUGUGAAGCACAGCAGGCUGUCUAUAGAAGUGUCUACAAGAGCAAUGGUGACCAAACGAUUAAGUAGAUGGAGUUUUGGAUGCUGGAGCCAUCUGGAUUAUGUGUUUCUCCUGCUCCUGAUGCUACUGUUCCUUCCAGUAACAUCGAGCACAAAUGGCACAACAAUUGGGAUUUCAACCUUCACACCAUCUACAGAACUUUCAAAUUCAAUAACAGCGACUGGAGGAACGGCCGCUAAUAUUACCACAACAGAUUCAUCUUCAACCAAAGGUUCCAGUAACUCAUCAACAGUGCCAGUAACAACAAGCCAUGAUUUGCAAAAUACAACUACGAUGUCGGAGACCACAGUCACGUCUUCUAACAUAAGCACAAUGAUCCCAGCAACAACAUUCACUCCUGAAUCACAAAGAACUUAUAAUCAAACUGUGGAAAGCACACCAUACACAUCCACUGGAAACAUGACUUCUUUUGAACCAACACCAAACUUCACAUCCACUGGGUACACAACUUCUUUUGAAAUAACGGCAAACUUCACAUCCACUGGAAACACAACUUCUUUUGUAACAACGGCAAACUUCACAUCCACUGGAAACACAACUUCUCUUGUAACAACGGCAAACUUCACAUCCACUGGAAACACAACUUCUUUUGUAACAACGGCAAACUUCACAUCCACUGGAAACACGACUUCUUUUGAAACAACUACAAACCUCACAACAUUUACAGCAACACCCGGACCAUCCCCCUCCGCCAAUUUAACUGAUACAACACCAACCAUUAACCAAACAUCAGCAACGACAGCACCCACACCUUGUAACUUUAAUCAAAGCUGUGUAAAAGCAUUUUACUGGAUGACCGUUAAUGUAACAAGAACACUUGAAAAUGAAAUACAGAUCCGGACAUGGCUUGAGCAGCUUUACAAAAGCAAACUAAAUGCAUGUGCAGUUAUGGCAGUGGCGGCAUUUGACAGCAAAUUAUUAACAGAUGUGCCUACAAGCAUAAGUACACAGACACCCAUGUUUGAAGGCAUAGAGGUCACGUGCGAUCCAAAGAAUAGUACAAAGGAUGCACUGUGCAAUAUUCUUCUGCAGCUGAGUGCACCUGCCAAUGUUUGCUGCAUUAGUGACGCUGUUGUGAAGAUGAGCUCAGAAAAUGUCACUGUCAGAUUGGUGGGAACAAUAGAAAGAGUGGGUGUGUGUGCAAACAAUUCACCAAUUUUAUCCGGACAAUAUGACAAAUGCAGUCAGACAGCAAUCAAUAUUGAUGUAUGUGCAGCAGGACCACAGAACAUCUCAUGUGGGAACAAUACAAAUGUGAUUAUUCCACUGGCUACUGGUCUUCAGGACAUCUGUCCUACUAGUCCACCACCGCAAACAUGUAAUUGUUCCUCACGCUGCAAUAACUCAGAUUUCUACUAUUACCAUUUUAAUGUACGGUGGAACCAAUACUUGGAAUCCAACUUGGCGCCCCAGUUUUUUUUGGACUUGGCAUGCAGCAACAUGCCAUCUGCAAGUAACAGUUCGCAGACUCGCAUGUGUCACUUUCUGGACGUAGGUGUGUUUGAUUGCGUAAAAAGCAAUCAGGGCAAUACCGAGGCCCCUGCAACCAAGUGUAGUGUUAUAGUGAAACUAGACACAGCUAUGGACCCGUGUGACGUUCUCUCAAUUGUAGAGGACAUCUCUGAACUUCAGAAAAACUUCACCUUAGAUGGAGUUGUGAGCAGAGUAGCGGUCUGCUCUUAUUCUUCGGAUCCUUUAAGCCAGAAUUUCAUGUGGACCUCGUCUUUAAGUACAAAUUUCAGUUCUGAAAGCUGCAUGGAGACAGAUUUGUGGACAGAUUACUGCUUAACAGGCGUUAAUGAAGGCAGGUCAAGUAUUGUCAUUCCCCUGAAUGGCAGCUGUAAUUCAUCUGCACCCACUUUUACAAACAGUACCACAACUCCUCCUUUCACAAGUACCCCCCUCUCGAACACAACCAUCCUCAAUGCUACAACAGAGUCUGUGAAUGUAACAACUUCUCCUGCUAAUGUAACAGCCUCAGAUGCUGAAGGAUUGUUGAAGUUAAGUGCAAAUGCCUCGUCUUUAAACGGCUCUCAGGUGGACCAGAUUUUAUCACAGCUAGAGUUGCUCCUCUCUGGGCCAAGCAUCAGCCUGGCAGUGGCAAACACUUCUGUCGGUAUCGUCAACAACCUCCUUGAUGUUCCUGUAGCUGUAAUAACUCCUUUCUCAAAGAGGGCCAUUGGGGUUGUGGACACAGUGGGUCUUAAACUGGUUGUGUCAGGAACGAGUCAGUCAAUAGUUUCACAGUCACUGGCUCUGGCAGUGAAGAAAGUCGAUGGGACCAACUUUCAGGAGACGUCCUUCUCCCUAACUGAAGCAUCUAGCGUGCAGAUUCGAAGUAACCCCAGCAUGGAGACUGAAGACGUCAUGGUUCAGGUUCGAUCCACUCCUCUGGGUUCAGUCAUCCUCCCAGCAUCCCUCACACAGAACCUCACGGCAGAUCAGCAGCGGCUCGCAUCCAGAGUCCAGUUCAACUUCUUCCAGAAGAACACCUUCUUUCAGGACAAAGCACUGGGUGAACGUAAAAUAAACAGCGGGAUUGUGAGUAGCAGUGUGGCUAACCUGAGCAUCUCUGGUCUACAGAACAAAGUGCUGAUAACCCUGCGAAACACAGGGCCCAUUCCGGCUAACUAUGUAGCUUCCUGUGUAUUCUGGGACUUUGGAUUAAAUGGUGGCUCGGGCGGCUGGAGUAAAUCAGGGUGCGAGGUGCUGAAUACUUCAGCUGAAGAAACUCAAUGCGCCUGCAGUCACCUUACCAGCUUCGGUAUUCUGCUAGACAUUUCAAAGACUCCCAUCAGUGGACUGCAGGCUGACAUCCUGACAUACAUUACAUACAUCGGCUGUGGCAUCUCAGCCAUUUUCCUCUCUUUCACCCUUCUCACAUAUUUGGCUUUUGGUAAACUGCGCAAAGACAUCCCGUCUAAGAUCCUGAUUCAGCUGUGUUUGGCCUUGCUUCUGCUAAACCUGGUCUUCCUGUUGGACGCCUGGCUGGCUCUGUACCCAAAUGCCGUGGGCCUUUGCAUCUCCACUGCUUUUUUCCUGCAUUAUUUCCUCCUGGCAUCCUUUACUUGGAUGGCACUGGAAGCUGUCCACAUGUAUCUGGCCCUCGUCAAGGUGUUCAACACCUACAUCACCCGCUUUAUGGUCAAGAUAGGACUUGCUGGAUGGGGCAUUCCUCUCGUGGUAGUCAUAAUUGUCAUAGCCAUUAACAAAGACCACUAUGGCCUUGUGACAUACGGGAGGUUUGCAAGCGGAGCGACUGAUGAUUUCUGCUGGAUAAAAAACGACAUUGUCUUCUAUGUUGCUGUGGUGGCGUACUUCUGUCUCGUCUUCCUACUGAACUUUACCAUGUUUAUCGUGGUACUGAUCCAGCUGUGUCGCAUUAAGCGACAGAACCCUCACAAUGUGCAGAAUCGCAGCGGCUGGCAGGAGAUGCGCAGUGUGGCUGGACUCACCGUGCUCCUGGGCCUCACCUGGGGCUUCGCGUUCUUCGCCUGGGGUCCUGUUAACCUGGCCUUCAUGUACCUGUUUGCUAUUUUUAACACUUUACAAGGAUUCUUCAUCUUUGUGUUCCAUUGUGCCAUGAAAGAAAACGUCAGACGACAAUGGAGGACAUACCUGUGUUGUGGCAGCCUGAGGCUGGCAGAAAACUCUGAAUGGAGUCGCACAGCAACGCAAAAGAUAAAUAAAGCCAACAAAAAAAGAGGCUUUUCAUUCCGCUCUGCGAAUUCUAACAACUCUAGCUCGUCUUUCCUGAAUCAUGACACCUUGGUAUCUGAUACGCCAGUAGAUGUCAGCAACCCGAUAGACGACAGGACAAUAACUGCAGCUGAAGAGCCUAGCUCAGGUUCUGACGUAGUACUGAAUGAGCUCAAUGACCAGUACCGAGGUCAGAGGUCAUACUGAAUGAACUGAUCACAGCCGGUAUGAGUGUGUGUUCAUGUAUGUAAUGUAUGUGUGUGGUCUGGUCUAAUGGAACACGCUAUUUCACUGCUGUUUUAAACUUACAUAAAGUAUUGCGUGUUGUAUAUACAACCGAAAUCUUACUUCAAAUGAAGCACUUUAAUUGAUGCAAUUAAAUAAUGAAGCUACUGCAGUCGUGUAAAACCUUUUAACCCAACAACAGAAAUAUCUGAUGGUAUAGGUUGCAUAUUUUUUUUCUGUGAGUAGUUGGAUAAUUGUACAGUUGGAACAUUGGAUAGCUGUUUAUGAAAUGAAAUGAUGUGCUUAAAAUAUGGUUUCGAUGAUUUGAUUAUUUAAUAUAUAUAUCUAUGAGUCUGGGACACUCAGAAUAAUUUAUGUUGUCGCAUGUAUUUUAUUUUUGUAUUUUUAUAGCUUUUCAAAAUAAUAAAAUGUACAGCAUAAGAGUAUAACAAAAUAAAUACAAGUUGAGUGUC
Messenger RNA from Carassius gibelio (silver crucian carp), 4615 nucleotides. RefSeq lists its product as uncharacterized. Gene Ontology annotation, molecular function: G protein-coupled receptor activity. Gene Ontology annotation, cellular component: membrane. The record is from RefSeq and is a predicted model, not a curated record. NCBI's taxonomy places the organism in Eukaryota, Metazoa, Chordata, Actinopteri, Cypriniformes, Cyprinidae. The transcript is spliced from 33 exons. The coding region runs from base 132 to 4124 and encodes 1330 amino acids. Gene Ontology annotation, biological process: adenylate cyclase-activating G protein-coupled receptor signaling pathway; cell surface receptor signaling pathway.